AAAUCACACGCGUCGGCGCCGGGUACCACCGAUUAACCCUCCACUUCCUCCCCCCUUCCCCUCCUGCUUCCAUUAUACCCCUUUGUUCGAGAGCGGCGCUUUGCUCUUCGCGUCCAUCGGAUCCCUCAGGCGUAAGUUUGUCCCGGAUUCUGCUUGCACAACAAAUGUCUUUUGACAUCAGAAAGGACUGUUCCUGGUUUCUUUGCUGUGACUUUUGGUUCAUAUGUCGUAGUCGGUUGUGGUGUUCUUAUCGAGUAUCAUUUCGGCACUGGACUUGAUAAAUAUUAGGAGGUUUUGGCUUGGAACUGGACUUUAAUCUAUACACAAAGGAUUUACAUAAUUUUUGGUUGAAGCUUUCUUGUUCCAAGUUUACGGAGAUUAUCACUGCUAUCAAAUCCAGGAUAGUAUUGAUAAGUGCAGAUAUCCUCUUUUGCUGCUGGACUAAAUCACAUUUCAAAUUUCAUUUUAGCAUAGACAGGAAACUCUUCAUCUUGAUGGCUAUGACCUCGCUUCCACCGGGCUUUCGUUUUCACCCAACUGAUGUUGAACUUGUUUCGUUCUACUUGAAGAGAAAAGUAAUGGGGAAGCCUUUCAGGUUUGAAGCUAUUGCUGAAGUCGAAUUGUACAAAUUUGCCCCUUGGGAUCUUCGAGAAAAAUCGCAAUUGCGUAGUAAAGAUCUCGAAUGGUAUUUCUUCUGCCCUCGAGAUAAAAAAUAUCCUAGUGGCUCUAGGUCAAAUCGGGCAACUGAUAUUGGUUACUGGAAGGCUACUGGAAAGGAUAGGCCUAUCAUUCAUAACACUAGUACAGUUGGGAUGAAGAAGACUCUAAUUUUCCAUGAAGGGAAGCCUCUAAAAGGCAGUAGGACUGAUUGGGUGAUGUAUGAGUACAGACUAGAGAACAGAGAAAUGGCUGAUGCUGGAUUGGUGCAGGACACAUUCGUACUCUGCAAGAUCUUCCAAAAAAGUGGUGCAGGUCCUAAAAUCGGGGAGCAAUAUGGUGCACCAUUUAACGAAGAGGAUUGGGAGGAUGAAGCAUCUACUGAGAAUCCUUUUCCUCUUCCUUGUGUGUCUUGCCCAAGUCAGUUACCAUUAGAUAAUCAGACAAUACAAUUGGAACCUGUUAGUCAGCAACCUGCGGCUUCUAGUCACAUUGAGGUGUCUUCUGAUCCUGAUCUUCUUGUUGCUGAUGGAAUAUUUCAGGAGGAGCUUGCAGAGGUUUGUAAUAGCUCUCCGCGCGUAGAGAAUGCUAAUGCCACGGCAUUCAUGAUGCCUGAUUCAGCCAUUCUCGACAUGAAUGUUAAUGAAACCUCUGCACUGGAUGCUGAAGGAAUGUAUAAUGAAUUAGAAAACCUCUCAGAUCAGGCAAUCAUUUCUGGCAGUACCAAUCACCCUGAAAACAUUUCCAGUGAAACUGCCUUGUAUCCUAUGCUUUCAGAACUUGAUAGUGAACAGUAUGUGGAGCUGAAUGAUAUUCUUUUUACUGGGAUUAGUAACCUCCCUGAUACCAUCAUGCUAAAUGAUCCAUUUGCUUGGAAUCCAUCAGCUCAUUUUCCCAAUUUUCAGGAUCUGACUUACAUACCUGAUCCAAUCUCAUACUUAAAUAACGAAGCUAUCACUGCUAUGUAUGAUCCUCUUCAAGCAGGACCUUGUAUCAUGGGGGAACAACCUUCAUUGAAUAUGCAGAUUGAAGAUUGUUGGGAAAUUAUAUCUCAUCUGAAUGCACCUGUUUCUGAACAUGAACACUAUCAUCCUUUGCAAGAAUUCCUCCAUCCAGCGUCGGUAGCCCAUUCUGGUGAUCUGUCCCAACCAUAGAAAAUCAUAUCUUGUCAAAGUCACGUGCCUAUAGUUGCCGAGAAAGCUUACGGAGAAAAGGAAAGAAAAGAGUGUUCCGUGUUCUGCCCAUAAGAGAUGAUCAUUACAAUAUUUCUGUGUGUUUCUAGAUACAUUUGAACACUUGGACAGAGAAGGAACUGGUUGCUUGCCUCUGCAGAAACUGACCUAGGACCUUCGGAAUCCAGUGGAAGUUGAUCCAUGCCAUUGUGGAUUCAGUUCUUUGCAAUCUAUUUGUUUGUGAUGGUCGUGUAUUCCUUCAAGAUGUCACUUCAUGAUCUUCUUACGGUGAUCGACCGGAGUGUCGCUCACUGCAUUUGUUGUAUGUAUCAGGCCUCUGCACUUGCAAGACACAGGCCUUGGAAACGAGGCCUUGAACUGAAGUGUAUCACUGCUAGGCUCUGUUAUUUAAUGACAAAAAAGACGAGUCUAUAACUUUUGAAUCAA
This is a messenger RNA of Musa acuminata AAA Group (dessert banana), 2276 nucleotides long. RefSeq names its product NAC domain-containing protein 96. The record is from RefSeq and is a predicted model, not a curated record. Gene Ontology annotation, molecular function: DNA binding. Lineage: Eukaryota; Viridiplantae; Streptophyta; Magnoliopsida; Zingiberales; Musaceae. Bases 495 to 1811 code for a protein of 438 amino acids. The transcript is spliced from 6 exons. Gene Ontology annotation, biological process: regulation of DNA-templated transcription.